This is a messenger RNA of Spodoptera litura, 1364 nucleotides long. RefSeq lists its product as uncharacterized. The record is from RefSeq and is a predicted model, not a curated record. NCBI's taxonomy places the organism in Eukaryota, Metazoa, Arthropoda, Insecta, Lepidoptera, Noctuidae.
AGUGUGACGCAAUUUAUCACAGUACACUAUUCUAUUCAAUACUAGCCCUUUUAUUUAAAAGUUCCUUUGUCGACAAACAAAACAAAAAUACUACGGGUAUUAGGAAAUUUCACGCCCUUCAUUAAAAAUUUAAAUUCAACAAAGCACCCACAUAAACAAAAAUAAAUAUUUCAUUAUUAUUUGUAAUUACCAAGUGUAUACCACGCGACGUUUCUUACAUAGAAACUGAUAUUUUUUAAAGUAAUUAAUACAAAGAUUAAUUACAUUCAUUAACAUUUGUCUCGAAGUUAUCUUAUGUGCAACUGUAACACCGACGUCGACCUAUGACAUAUAAUUAUCACAGCUCUGAGGGUAGUUCAUUUUACAGUACUUUCGAUUAUUAUAUCACAGCAGUCGCCCGCAACACAAGUGCUAACGGUCCAAAAUGUGUAACAUUAAUUUAUUAUUCACGUUUUUAAUUAUAAUCGCUUUAGAUUAUACUGUGCGAGUCCAAGGUUAUAGGAGGUAUUAUGAUAAAAAAGGUAGAGAAACUGUAUUGGUUCUGGAAGGUGAAAGCUUUGAUUUGGAAUGCAAGGCAGACGUGGGACUAUCUUAUUGCGGGUUCCGCAAUCCUAUGGGGCAGAGAUUUUCUGUUGCAGAAUCUACUCUAAAAGCAGGAUACUGCUCCCUGAAGGUGAAGACCACAAAAACGGAUAAUGGCUUAUGGAUUUGCCACAUGGGUACACAUGUCACGGGACUGGAAAAAGUAAAAUUAAUCGAAGUUCGCGUAGUAGAUCCAGUAGCAGCUGUCUGGAAGAAUAUCUCCCUACUUCACCAUAGUCUUGGAUUAGUAUCCUGCGCCUCUAUUAGAGGAAUGAAACCUUUGACGUACUGCCGCUUCGAACCGCCCAAUGGACCACCGUUCAGCAUUAACGCUGAUAUAACGAAAGACAACCCAAUUCAAGGAAAAUAUUUCUUCCCAAGAAAUAAGAGUUUGGACCGUGGCGAUUGCGCUGUGAAUAUUCUCUUUACGUCGGAAGAAGACAUGGGUCUAUGGACCUGUGGGGCUAGCCUUGAGGAUGGAAAGGAAUACACCGACACCGUUUAUGUGUAUGUACAUGGCUUCUACAAAAUAACAACAGCUUCAGUGGCGCCAUAUUUACUCGGACUGCUUGGGUUUCUGCUCGUGGUCGUCGUAAUAGGCAUGGUUGUGUGGAGGCGGCAAUUGUGUGUGAAAAUAAGACCUAACGAAGAAGGUGACGUUCAUGAGAUGCAGGCGCUUCCAGGACCCUCGCGUACUCUAAGUUUGCCGAGACUGGUCGUAGAAUCACCAACGGAACCUAGUUCGUCAUUGUCUCACUCUCAGUGCUCAAAUUAAAAAAAAA